AACAGGCCGUGUUACCGGCAGCAACAUUUUGCUUUGUGCCUGCUCGCCGUAUUUGGCAGCAUGAAAUCAGAUUUGGAUUAAGUCAAUAUCUAAAUAGAAAAACUAACAUGGCAUAAAAUGAGGCCAUUUGAAAAGGUCUCUCGCGCUGUGCAUCGGUGAAGUUUUAUGUCUACGGCGAUUCCUUCGGGGUGACGUCACGGAUUUGUUGCUUUAGCCGACUUUGGUUUGUUUGUCAAAGUGCUGUGUGCGUUUCGCUGUUUGUUUCGUAUUCUUUCAGUCCCUAAUGCAGCUUUUUUUCUUUCACUUGCAAGUAGUUUUUAGUUGUAGUCCCACCAUUAGUCUUCAUCCAGGCGAGUGCUGUUAUAAAAACGAAGUUAGCAACCGAGUUAGCUACAGAAACAAUUUAAUAGACAAAUGGGUCGGGUCAUGUUUAAAAAUCAAGCAGAAUAUGCAGUAAUGUGAAUCACCAUGCGGUGGUGCAUUGGUAUCAGGGCUGUAAUUUUACGGGACUCAUAGUCUUUGAAAAUGUUCCUUUGUUAUUGUUUCCAUAUUUCGGCAAUAUUUUUUUUUCAAUGAAUUGAUCCACUUUUUAAUUUUUAUUACCUGUGUUAUUAACUAAGGGAAUGAAAGGCCCAAUGACAGCUAAGAUGGUGACGUGUUGUGAUGCAUCCCUUUACGAAAUGAAAGUAAACAUGAGUGUUACAGUGGUUGCAUAGAAUGUUUAGUUUAAACUGCGGUACAAGCGGUGGUUUGCGACGAGGUAGAAAUCUGUACAAGGUCAACAACCCAAAAAGGCUGUCCGCCAUGACGGACUGUGGCAGGAGGGUCUCCCGGUGGACGGUGGAGGAGGUCUGCAGGUGGGUCCAGGAGCAUCACUCCUCUGGACAGACUGCCUUCCUGGAGGCGAUCAGAACCCACUCCAUCUCAGGCCGAGCCCUGCUGAGGAUGACUGAGCCUCAGCUCCAGAGGAUGGGCAUCGAAACUACGCAGCAACAGGAGAUCUUGCAGGAUGUCUUGGUCUUGAAGGUUCAGGAGGAGCUGACGAGCCUCAAUGAUUUCUUCUCAGAAUUUUUUCCUCUCUGACAUGGGACAGUCGGAAAUGUGCAGUAGUGCCCCUCCUCGUCGAGGGACAGAAAAGGGAAACACAUUCACUUUGAAGACUGCGGACAUCAGGAACGACACCCAAUUGGUCGAAUUGUGGAAUUUUACUUACAUUGUCAAUUUACAGCCUCUCGCCAAACGUGGCUCAGAUUGGGUUGUUUAUUUUAUUUUAGUUGUGCAAUGCCUGGUUGCCUGUCCAGGGACACAGGAAGGAGACACCCCUGUGCACUCAGGACCAGCAUUCUGGGGGCCUUCUGCGGGACCCAGUGUUAACUGGAAUGGGGUAGUUUAAGAAACCAUUGCAGGUUUUCCAGGAGCUGGUCAUAAAUGCAAUUUAGGUAGCAGCCAUACACUGGCAGACCCUGGAAAGCAGUCUGGGUCAGAGGACGGUUUGUUUUGUUGUCUGGUACUAAAAGGCCAUAAAAAGACAUGAAGACAGUAUUUGUUAGGUACUGCAUCUAAACCAGAAUCAAGCAUCUGUUACACAAACUGCUUUUGUAUCUGUUAAGGUUUUUUUUAAUAUUUUUACUUUGUAAUGGAUAAUUUUGAGGUGGCUUUAGAAUGAUAUUUGUAUUCUUAGUGCAUUUUUGGGCGGCUUGGUCGGUUGAGUCCAGUCUGAUCUGAUGACUGUGUUUGCAUGUUCUCCUUAUAUCGCGUGUGUUUCCAGUUACUCUGGUUUUCUCCGUACCGUCCAGCGAUUCUCAGCCCAGCCCCCAGGGGCCUCGAGGCCGUCCACAUUUUUGCUCCCUCUGAGCUCAAUAUACACCUGUACCAGGUAUUUGUUGUUCUUGAUUGUUUGGUUGUAAUGUGCUGGAGGGAGAUUGUUGUAGAGGGAGCAAAAAUUGUGAUUUAAAGUUAUCUAGAGGACAUUUUUUGGGGAACCCCCCCUCCCCCCAAGGCACAUUUGUUUUUCUUUUGGUGGGGGGGGGGGGGAGGGGGUGCCCCAGAUCGCCCUCAGUUUGAACAGGCUCCAGGCCCAGCUAUGGUCUGCCCCCGGAUAAGCAGAGAAUGAAAUUACACUGACUUAAAUAACUUAGGCAGAUUACUUGAAUUUACAAGAACCGUUAUUUCUAUAUUUAUGCUGAUAUAUUAUUAUAUUAUUUUGUAUUUCAUUACUUGCAAAUAAUCAGUAAAGUUAACCUAUAUGAAUUUUCAUGUAUUUCAGUAAAUAAAAUGUUGGAAGUUGGAAA
Molecule: messenger RNA, 2291 nt
Organism: Brienomyrus brachyistius
Lineage: Eukaryota; Metazoa; Chordata; Actinopteri; Osteoglossiformes; Mormyridae
Product: sterile alpha motif domain-containing protein 12-like
Exons: 4
Coding region: 718-1083 (121 amino acids)
Biological process (GO): cell surface receptor protein tyrosine kinase signaling pathway
Cellular component (GO): cytoplasmic side of plasma membrane
Molecular function (GO): protein binding
Source: RefSeq, a predicted model, not a curated record